UCCAUCUCAUCCUCGACCUUUCUAUCCCCUCUCAACAAAACACUAGUUUGUAUGUCACAAACUUAUCAAGAAAUGGCAAGACCUCUUGACUCGUUUCCUCCUCCAACUCAACUCACCCACCAUACUCGUUAUCGUCCUCCUUGGCUCAGUUGCUCAAUGCCCAUCUCGCCAAAUUCCACCUGCUUCAGCUUCAUUCCUCACAACAAACAACGGACUAAAGCUUUUGCAGUUCCAAGGAGAAAUGCAAUGGCAUUGAUCUUGUCAAGUUACAUUUUCUCAGAAGUUGGUUUCAACAAUAUUGCAUUUGCUCAACAGUCUGUUGGAUUCAGGGAAUACAUUGAUCAAUUUGAUGGGUAUUCAUUGAAGUACCCUCAGAAUUGGAUUCAAGUUCGAGGUGCAGGAGCUGAUAUAUUCUUCAGGGAUCCUUUUGUUCUUGAUGAAAAUCUCUCAGUGGAGUUGUCAUCUCCUUCGUCCUCAAAGUACAAGAGUGUUGAAGACUUGGGUCCUCCAGAAGAAGCUGGAAAAAAAGUACUUCAGCAGUAUUUGACUGAGUUCAUGUCUACUAGACUUGGCGUCAGGCGGGAAUCAAAUAUUAUUUCAACAUCCUCAAGAGUCGCAGAUGAUGGAAAGCUUUAUUACCAAGUUGAGGUAAACAUCAAGUCCUACGCAAAUAACAAUGAACUGGCUGUUAUGCCUCAAGAAAGAGUAGUUCGUUUGGAAUGGAACCGGCGGUAUCUGUCCGUUCUUGGUGUUGAAAACAACAGACUGUAUGAGCUAAGAUUACAGACACCAGAAAAUGUAUUUGUAGAAGAGGAAAAUGAUCUUCGCCAAGUCUUGGAUUCCUUCAGAGUGAAUAAAGUGACUGUUUGAAUAGAUGAGUUCUUAUAGAUUUAUCCAACAUUUUGUACGUUGGGAUUCAUUGUUUUUGUUGUUGCCUUUGCUGCCUUCUUUAUUUUUUAUUUGGAAGUGUCAAAUUGAUAGUUAGAUCUACAUCCAAUGUCAAAUUUGUCUUGCAAUAGUGUUUUCUUCAUUGCAUC
Messenger RNA from Populus euphratica (Euphrates poplar), 1037 nucleotides. RefSeq names its product psbP domain-containing protein 1, chloroplastic-like. Gene Ontology annotation, biological process: photosynthesis. Gene Ontology annotation, cellular component: photosystem II; photosystem II oxygen evolving complex; extrinsic component of membrane. Gene Ontology annotation, molecular function: calcium ion binding. NCBI's taxonomy places the organism in Eukaryota, Viridiplantae, Streptophyta, Magnoliopsida, Malpighiales, Salicaceae. The record is from RefSeq and is a predicted model, not a curated record. The coding region runs from base 52 to 870 and encodes 272 amino acids. The transcript is spliced from 3 exons.